Molecule: messenger RNA, 2340 nt
Organism: Bacillus rossius redtenbacheri
Lineage: Eukaryota; Metazoa; Arthropoda; Insecta; Phasmatodea; Bacillidae
Gene: Ptp36E
Product: receptor-type tyrosine-protein phosphatase kappa
Exons: 16
Coding region: 16-2130 (704 amino acids)
Biological process (GO): protein dephosphorylation
Molecular function (GO): protein tyrosine phosphatase activity
Source: RefSeq, a predicted model, not a curated record
GGCACACAGCUCCUCAUGCCAGCGUCCCGCGAGCGCGCCGAGCUGUCGUCCCGCGCCAGCGCCACGACGCCGGGGGCGGCGUCCGCCCCCGGCGGCAGCAGCGGAGGCAGCCAGCAGCAGCAGCAGCAGCACCGCCACCGCAAGCACCGGUCGCGGUCGAGCGCGCGCUGCGCCGACCUGGACAAGCCCAAGAAGAAGCGGUCCCAGGGCGGCGGCAGCACGUCGCUCGUGUCCAUCCCCAACGCCAUCAAGCUGUCCAUGCUGAACAGCGGGCUCAUGUCCCUGGAGGAGGGCGGCGUCAUCUCGGUGAUCCCCAGCAAGCCGGUGGAGGUGAAGAACUUCCAGAAGCUGUGCGACCAGCGGCGCAAGUUCCCGGUGCUCUACAAGGCCGAGUUCCAGACGGCCAGCAAGGUGGAGACGCACUCUUGCCGGCACGCUACCAAGCCAUCCAACAAGGAGAAGAACCAGAACCAAAAGUGCAUUCCAUAUGACUACAACAGGGUGGUGCUGGAUUCGCUUGAAGACAUUCCAGACUCGGAUUACGUUAAUGCUUCGUAUGUUGACAGCCUGCUGAAACCCAACGCCUACAUCGUGACCCAGGGCCCCACGGAGAACACAGUGACGGACUUCUGGCGCAUGGUGUGGCAGGAGAACGCCAGCUGCAUCGUCAUGCUCACCAAGACCUUCGACUUCAUCAAGGUGAUGUGCAUGCAGUACUGGCCCGCGUCCAAGGAGCUCAGCGAGACGCACGGCGGCAUCGUCGUGUCCAUCGCCCGCGAGGAGGAGCUCGCCAACUUCCACAUCCGCACCUUCCGGCUCACCAAGAUGGAGGAGGGGGCGACGGUGGAGACGGAGCGCAGGAUACUGCAGUUCCACUACACGCAGUGGCACAGCCACACGUGUCCCUUCUCCAACGCCAUCCUGGAGUUCCGGCGCCGCGUGCGCGCCGUCGUGGGCACAGUGCAGUCCGACCUCAGCGGGCCGAUGGUCGUCCACUGCAACGAUGGUGGUGGCAGAUCAGGCGUCUACCUUGCAAUCGAUGCCAACUUGGAACUGAUGGAGGAGGAAGAUGCCUUUGACGUUUUUGGUUACUUUAAGAAACUCAGACAAUCAAGAAAAGGACUCAUCGAAACACUGGACCAGUACAAGUUCGUGUACGACACCUUGGAGGAGUUCGUGAUCUGCGGCACGUCGUGGUUCCCGGUCAAGGAGCUGUCGCAGCGACUCAAGCAGAAGUCCGUCAAGAACCCUCUCACCAAGAUCAGCGAGUACCAGAACGAGUACAACCUGAUCUGCAAGCAGACGCCGCGGUUCACUAUCGGCGACUGCGCGGGCGGUCACCGCGCCGACAACCGGGAGAAGAACCGCGACGUGUUGGUGGUGCCUCCUGACAAUGCUCGGCCAUACUUGAUAUCAUUUCAAGGCAACAACUUCACGGACUACAUAAACGCUGUGUUUGUGGACGGCUACACCAAGCCGCGCGAGUACAUCGUGACGGAGUGGCCGCUGCGCAACACGUGCGGGGAGUUCUGGUCGCUGGUGUACGACUACGAGUGCUCGGCCGUCGUGGUGCUGUGCGUCCCGCCCGCCGGCUCGCAAAACUUCCCGUCGUUCUGGCCCGAGGGUCGACACUCGAAGAAGUACGGCCCCGUCUUCACCAUCGACCACAUCUCCCACAACCACUACUCCAACAUCAAGACGUGGGUGUUCAGGAUAAACAAGAAGAUCGUGUCGCUGACGGAGCUGAUGGCGGGCGUGAAGGCUCCCCCCAGGACGGUGCAGCUGUUCCAGCUCACGUGCUGGCCCAUGGGGCACAAGGUGCCCACGUCCACCAACUCGCUGGUCGAGCUCAUGAACAUGGUGGAGCGCUGGAGGCAGCGCACCGACUACGGCCCGGUCACCGUCGUCUCGCCGGACGGCUGCAGCCGCGCCGGGGUGUACUGCGCGGCGAACGCGUGCAUCGAGCAGGUGAUCCAGCACGGCGAGGUGGACGUGUUCCAGGCGGUGAAGACCGUGAGGCGCCACCGGCCGCAGCUCGUCGAGAACAUGACCGAGUACAAGUACUGCUACGACCUGGUGCUCCACUACGUCCUCCACUACCUCAACAAGGACAUGAAGGAGAAGAAGUGAGGAAGUGAGCAGGAGAUGCUCUGGUUCAUCGAGUUCGGCCGCGGGACGGCGCUGCCGCAGACUCCGGAGGGACCACCCCAGCAGCACGGCGACCUCGCCGACGCGGCGGGCAAGCUUCCCCCGGGGGCGCGCCACUACCGCUGGAACUGCUGCUCGUGCGAGCUGCUGUCGCCGUGCUGCGAGCGGACCCAGGGAGGCGCGCGGCGGCCC